Hydra vulgaris (swiftwater hydra) is the source of this 1170-nucleotide messenger RNA. RefSeq names its product type-1 angiotensin II receptor B. Gene Ontology annotation, cellular component: plasma membrane. Gene Ontology annotation, molecular function: neuropeptide receptor activity. NCBI's taxonomy places the organism in Eukaryota, Metazoa, Cnidaria, Hydrozoa, Anthoathecata, Hydridae. Gene Ontology annotation, biological process: neuropeptide signaling pathway. The record is from RefSeq and is a predicted model, not a curated record.
AUGAAAAAAACUGCUGAGUUUCGUUGGUUUGUCGUUCAUCUUGCCAUUGCCGAUUGUUUUUAUGCUGUUGUAUGCCCUAUACAUAUAAUAUAUUUGCUAGCAACAAAUGCAAAAUGGAAUAUUGGUAAAGAAUUAUGCAAAAUACUGACAGUAUCAGGACCGCUUUCAGUGAAUGUCAGUGCAUGGAUUUUGUGUCUAAUGGGAUACGAAAGAUAUCGAGCAAUUUGCCACCCGUUUACUAGUCGGUUUUCAAAAAGAAUGAUACAUGUUUCGGUUGCCGUAACUUGGAUAGCUUGCAUUGGAAUGAAGAUAUUUACCUUUAUUAGAACUAGUGUUAUAAAUGAACAGUGUUUUUCCUAUUUUAAUGAUGGAAUUGAACAAACAAUAAAUGCAGGUGUUUCACUUUUGGCUGAAAGCAUAAUCCCAAUUAUUUUAUUAUCUUACUAUUUAGUGCGCGUGACCAUAACAAUGCGGAAAAGAUCACAACUCUUUGAAGCUAAAAAUGAUAACUCUAUUUGCCUAAGAAAGAGUUAUACCGCUUCAUCAAACUCAUUUAUAUUAGCUGAAAAAUAUUCGGGAAAAAAAGAACAUAACUUUUCAACGAAUGAUGAAAAAUAUUCCAGAAACUUACUCCAAGUAUCUUCUUGUUCAAACAAUAAUCUUAUAAAAAAAGAAAGAAAAUCCUACAAUGAGAUCGAGUUGAAAGAGUUAAGUAUAAAAGUUCCUCAACUUUCAAAAAAAACUUCUAAAUUAUGGAAUUGUCUGUGGUCAAAACAUUCUACCUUCAAGUUAGUAAUAACACCUAGCUCAAGAAAAAACUCAUCAAAUAAAGCAGAUCGUGAAACCAUUAUUGUUUUUUUUUUAGCUGUACUUAUGUUCAUGAUAAUAACAUUUCCAUUUAAUGCAUAUCAUUUUUCAGCGUGCUGUCUGUACAGUUUCUAUUUCAACGAAGAACAAGUCAACGAGUACGGUCCUAAAUUAAUAAUAAUUAACGACUGGCUUGCUUUGCUUGUGCUCUCUGGAAGUCUCUCUAACGUAAUUAUUUAUAGCGGACGAUUUCCUGAUUUUCGUUAUCAAAUUUAUGAGUGGGCUCACAAUAUUAUAAACAAACUGUUUUCAAAAGUCAUUUUUAAAAGAUGUGAUAACGAAAUUUUAGAAACAGCUCUGUAA